This is a messenger RNA of Colletotrichum graminicola M1.001, 1116 nucleotides long. Its product is annotated as zinc-binding dehydrogenase. Lineage: Eukaryota; Fungi; Ascomycota; Sordariomycetes; Glomerellales; Glomerellaceae. The coding region runs from base 1 to 1116 and encodes 371 amino acids. Gene Ontology annotation, molecular function: oxidoreductase activity, acting on NAD(P)H. The record is from RefSeq and is a predicted model, not a curated record. The transcript has a single exon.
AUGCCUGACAACCAAGCUGCCUGGCUCACCGGAAAGAAGGUCAAACCUCUGGAAGUUAGAUCCGCAGCUUACACGCCGCCUGGUGAGAAUGAGAUCGUCAUCCACAACCGUGCUGUAGCCAUCAACCCUGUCGACUGGAUCAAACAAGAAGUCGGCGACUUCAUGUACGAAUGGGUCAAGUACCCGAUGAUUCUAGGCAACGAUGUUGCAGGCGACGUCGUCGAAGUUGGCUCCGGCAUCAGUGCAGCCCGAUUCAAGGUCGGAGACCGCGUUCUUGGGCACGCCGUCGGCCUCGAUAAGCGAAGCAAUAGGACUUCGGAGGGCGCUUUCCAACACUACGUCGUCUUGAGGGCUAAUCUCACUUCGACGAUCCCCGACUUCAUCAGCUUCGAGCAGGCUUGUGUGGUGCCCCUCGGUGCAUCGACCGCCGCUUCUGGCCUCUUCGACAAAGACUUUCUCAACUUGCAGCACCCGAGGCUCGACGCAAAGCCAAACGGCGAGACACUCUUGGUCUGGGGCGGCUCGACAAGCGUGGGCUGUAACGCGAUCCAGCUCGCCGUUGGUGCAGGGUACGAGGUCAUUGCAACGGCGUCGCCAAAGAACUUCGAAUACCUCAAGACCCUCGGCGCAAAAGAGGUCUUUGAUUACCGCAGCGCCACCGUCGUCCAAGAUAUCAUCGCAGCAUUCCGGGGACGAAUAUCCGCCGGAGCCAUCGCCAUCGGGGCCAACUCCCUCGUUCCCUGUGUCAACAUCAUCGCGGCAUCAAAGGGGCGGAAGUUUGUUGCACAGGCUAGCGUUGCCGGGGCCGGGAAGCCGCCUACCAGCAUGACUGGCCUGGUGUCCAUGAUGUGGGCGUUGGCUUGUGAAAGUGUUACAGCCUCUGUCAAGGGCAAGCUUUCCGGGGUGCGAAGCAAGUUUAUCUGGGGAAGCGACGUGAUGGCGACCGAUGUUGGCGCGGCCAUCUAUCAAGACUUCUUACCCUAUGCCAUGGCUCAGGGCAAGUUCACUCCGGCACCAAAAGCGGAGGUCUUUGGAAAUGGGCUCGGCUCAAUCCAAGAGGCGUUUGGAGUAAGCUACAAGGGGGUGUCUGCGAAGAAAGUGGUUGUUUCUCUCUAA